UUAAACAGGCAGUGUUGGGUCAGCUAACUGUUGCGUCACUUUCCCUCGAAGGUCCCAACAGGACGGUCCUUACCGGUGGAUUUCUUUAGUACAUAACACCUCGUCCCGGUCCUCCUUCAGAAGAAAAAUGUACUACAAGUUCAGUGGUUUCACCCAGAAACUAACGGGCUCUGCUCCUGCAACCGCCUACAACCCUCAGGGACUGAGAUCCGGUUUGCCAGCUGAGUCUCCAACCAUGAUCUUUGCUACACCCACAAAGGUGGUGUCAGAAGCAGGGGCCACAGCGGAGUACAUGGGAGCAAACAAGGUUCCCGACCUCCAGAAAUUUUUCCAGACGUCAGACGGUAUCCCCGUUCAUUUGAAGCGCGGUUAUCCCGACAGGCUACUGUACCGCACCACUAUGGCUCUCACUAUAGGAGGCGUUGCCUACUGUCUGGUGGCGCUCUACAUCGCAGCCCAGCCCAACAGAAAGUGACCAACACAACUGCCAUCUUCCUUUCGCUGCUCCCGUUAACUACCAUUCACAGCAUUCAUUUAUCGGCCCUCGCUAUACCAACUCUUGGGACUCUUCUUAGAUGAUCUUCAUCAAGCCACUGAAAACUAUUUUAAUGUCUUUCUUCUUUGAAAGAAAAAAAAAAGAUGUCUGAUUUAAUAAAAUUUCAGGAAGAAAGAAGUUAAAAGAU
Molecule: messenger RNA, 683 nt
Organism: Maylandia zebra (zebra mbuna)
Lineage: Eukaryota; Metazoa; Chordata; Actinopteri; Cichliformes; Cichlidae
Gene: cox7a2l
Product: cytochrome c oxidase subunit 7A2 like
Biological process (GO): regulation of oxidative phosphorylation; mitochondrial respirasome assembly; mitochondrial electron transport, cytochrome c to oxygen
Cellular component (GO): respiratory chain complex IV
Source: RefSeq, a predicted model, not a curated record